Molecule: messenger RNA, 1638 nt
Organism: Fomitiporia mediterranea MF3/22
Lineage: Eukaryota; Fungi; Basidiomycota; Agaricomycetes; Hymenochaetales; Hymenochaetaceae
Exons: 6
Coding region: 31-1494 (487 amino acids)
Biological process (GO): transmembrane transport
Cellular component (GO): membrane
Source: RefSeq, a predicted model, not a curated record
ACGGCUAGACUCUAUUGGUGCCCUUGAACGAUGUCGUCAAACCUGUCAAUAGGAGCGCUUAUUUGGAUUUCUGUGCGCCCACUUAUUUCUCGAUUAUGGCUGAGUGGAGCGUUUGGGUUUGCGAUCACCAAGGCGGACAUAUUCCCCUUAGCAGCUUCGAGGGGGACAGGACAGAUCGUCCUGAACGUCACCCUUCCUUGCCUUAUGUUCUCGAAAAUUGUGCCCGCGUUCACACCUCAAAAUAUCGACAAACUCGGCGUACUCGUCGCUGUUGCAUUCCUCUACGAAGCCAUAGGGCUCUUCCUCGCUUGGUCUACCAAGUGGUUCUUCUGGGUACCACACCGUUUCCGGUACGGUAUCCUAUGUGCUGGAACGAUCUCGAACUACAGUGAUAUUCCCACUGCUGUUAUUACGAGUAUUACGGCGAAUAUCCCGUUCAACCCGGCUACUGAUCAGACGAUCUCGGUUGCGUAUGUUGCUGGGUUUAUCUUGGUAUUUUUUAUAUCACUCUUCCCGAUGGGUGCACAUCGACUUGUUGCGAUGGACUAUGUAGGUCCGGAUGUCGACGACGAAGACUUGCGCGUAUCUAUGGCUGUUAAGACCAAGCAGAGUGUAGACAACACAGUUCGUCUCCUGCGCGCCAUACCGAUCCCACGAAAGCGGAAAGCGCAGAAUUCUCAAGACAAGGACAUUGAGAAACUUGCUGCUCAAGGUAACGAGAAUCGGGAGGUGACCGCAGAGCAUAUGCCACCGGACCUUGCAGAGAAGGCUGGGCGACAUGUUACGUUUAGUGGUGAUGAGUCGACUGCUGCGCCGACUGAGGCUGAAGCAUCUCGAGAGCCUUCACCAAGUGCUUCUCGCCCGAGCUCUCCGAAGCCUACCAUUCGUCAACCACCACCACUGAGCAAACGAGUGCUUGCUAUUGCACGCUCAGCCGGUCGUUCUCUCCUGCUCCCUUGCUCAGUGACAAUCGUCGUUAGCAUCGUCAUCGCGGUCGUAACGCCCCUCAAAGCACUCUUCACACCCAUCUCCAACUCACCCAUCCCAAAUGCGCCAGACGGUCAACCACCGCUCGCGUUCAUCCUCGACUGCGCAGAGUUCGUCGGCGCCGCGUCGGUUCCUCUUGGGUUGAUUUGUCUUGGAUCUGCCGUUGCGCGUGUACAACUUCCUAGACGUGGAGAGUGGGGAUUGUUACCGAUUGGAGCGAUCGUGUGGUUUGCUGUGACGAAGAUGCUCCUGUUACCCGUUCUUGGUGUACUUAUUAUUCAGGGGUUGGUACAGACUGGGUUCAUUGAUAAGGAUGAUAAGGUGUUGCGGUUUGUGUGCAUGUUCAUUUCGUGCGUACCAACUGCAACUUCACAAGUAUACCUUACGCAGGUAUAUUCUGGGACAGGAGAAGCGGGCGUACUACCGCUUUUCCUCGUCCCUCAAUAUGUUCUCAUGUUCAUCUCUAUGACUAUCCUCAUUGCAUAUUCGCUUUCGAUUCUAUUUUAACUGUUUUCUUUGCUCUGAUUGUUGUUUGGAAUCGGAAUCAGCAUUAAUGUCACUCAACAAGCAUCUCUUUCAUAAAAUACGCAUUCUGUUUGUUGCAUUCGCAAUUUGCAAUUUGUAUUUUAUAGCAUGAAUAUUAGACGUUUU